GUUCAGUUGUACAAACUUUUUUGGCAUUCAGAGUUGGCGCGCGUGCAAUUGUGAACAGCGUUGCGCGAGUAGGAGAAUAAAAACAGUUAAAUUAAAAUAACUUGUUCAAAGAACUAGCAACUAUUCAAUUUAAUAAAUUAAUUCAUUUUUAUAUGAAGCUGCAGCGUUAAUAACGUGUAUAAUGUUGGCACAGGAGAUUGCACCGACAGAAAUUGGGAAACACGCAAAUAUUAUUCGAGCUGCCCAGGAGGAGUUGGCCAACAUGGAUGUGCUCGUUUGUGGCCGAUGCCUGCGCGCUUUUAACUUUGUGGAAGAGUUCCGAGCGCACAAGGAAGACGAUGCCUGCGAAAAAGAGAAUUCGAAUUUGAAGGAUUCACUCGAUACGAAGCCCAUCAUUUGGGCAUUCACACUAUGGAAGGCCACACAGUUGCACACACGCAAGGGCAGCAACUCGUCCUCCAAUUCCUGGGCACUUUAUCAACACUGGGUCAAGCUAGAGGAGAGUGUGCGUGAACCGUGGAUUGUGGCUGGCAGGACAAUACAGUCCUUUGGAAAGAUCGGUCAUGGCCAGUUGCAGGAUAUGCCGGUGCGCAUCACCAAGACGGUGGUGAAUCCCACCAACAAUAACAACAACAACAGCACAGCCAACAGCAACACAUCCUCCAGUGUGUCACCCACAAGAAAAUCUCCUGGCAGCAAGCUGGGCACAAUUGCAUCCCAGAUUAAGGACACAGAGAACGAGCGUCCCAAAUCCAAGCCAGGCACGCCCACGCCUACCGGUGGCUCUUCGCCCGUGAAGAAUAACAAUCGGAUUGCCAUUCGUGUCGAUCCCAAGACCGAACAACGCACUGAGGAGGCAGUGGAGAGCAUUGUGGCGAAACGUUAUAACCCACGGCGACGCACACACGAAUAUCUGGUGAAAUGGAUCGAUCGAUCGCACAAUGAGAACACUUGGGAGGUAAUGGCGAACCUGGAGCGUGUUCCCUACUUUUUGCAAAUGUUUGAGAAGCAGUUGGCACGCCAAAAGCUAAAGCGUGAGAAGAGCUUGGACGCUUUGAAACGCUUGCAGCAAGAGAAACAGCAACAGGAUAAACAGACUACGAUAAAAACGGAUACAGCACCGCUAAGUCCGCAAUCCUCAUCGGCGAUAUCACCAAAUUCUUCGGCAGUUGCUGGCUCGCGUCCUUCGCGCACUUCGAAAACCAAAGCGAUGGAUCAAUUCAAACAGUGGGUUAAUGAGAGUGCUGGCGGCGAGGGAUCCACCUCGCCCUCGUCGGCCAACGAGGACGAGUCGGCCACGGAGCAGGAAUGGUCAACAGCUGCCACAACGACCAUGAAGCGUAAAUUGAAUCAUACGGAUUCCAGUGCCGAGGGUACUGGCUUGAAUGCAUCCAAUGAUUCCAUGGAAAUGGAAGAUCUCGAAGAGGAUCUAAUACCAUCGCAUACGGUGAAGCGUUUAAAAAACGGCGGCAGUUCCGUGCAGUUGAAUAAGCCCAAAAUCCAAUCGGCGGUGUCAGCAACAGCGUCGCCACGCGUCAAUGGCAACACAUCGUCCUCGUCCAGUGGUCUGGCUGGCGAGCAUGACUCCAAGAUGGGCGAAAUCAUCUACACGGACGACAGCACCAGCACCGGAAUGUUUCGUAAACCCGAAAUGCCCAAUACCAUUCAAGCAAAGCGUCAAAAAACCGAGUGUCCUGUGAGAUAUUUAACGCGCACAGAGAUCAACGCCAACACCAGAGGAAUCUUUCGGGUAGAGAACGCAGAAGGUGGCAGCCCAGUAUCUUCUGCAGUUAAGAGCGUUCCUGCUGCAGCCUCCGCCUCAACUGUUGCGCCAGCUGCCAAGCGCAUGGCUGUGGCACGAGCAUCUGGAACGAGCUCUCCUCUGACUGUUGGCCAGCGCCCGCAUGUGUUGCGCACCUUUGGCCAGGGCGGCGGCAAUCAGCUUCAACGCCGGCCGGCGGGAACCAGCAGCACACCGAAUCCACUGCGACAACAGGCUGGAACUCCAGCACGAGGCGGUGGACGGAUGGUUGUAGCACGAGCCAAUACGCCACAGCAACAACAGCAGCGGCAAGUGGCAGGCGCCGGUGGCAAAGUUGUGACGCCCGAACAAAAGAUACUGCAGCUAUCGAAGUCGGGAGAUCUCAAAGUGACGCGGAAGGUGAUGACCCGAGAGGAUCAAUUGGCACAGCGUGCAGCUCAAGUUCGACAACAGCGACAGCAACAAGCUCAGGCCUUGCAGCAACAGCAGCAGCAACAACAACAGCAGCAGGUGCAAAUCCAGAAGGUGCAGCAGCUGACACCGCUGCGACAACGCACUGCAAAUGCGCCACCAGCCACCAAGCAAAUCGAGAUGGAAAUCGAACAGGAAGAUCUGCAACAGCAUCAGGCACAGCUGUGUCCCAUUACGGGAAAACUGAUUGGCCAAGAGGAGACGCAGCUGCAGAUGGAGCAAGAGCAACAGCAGGAACAGCAGCGCGAACAAUUCGAGGCUGCCGCACAAGCGCUGCUGGGCGGCGGCGAUCAGCAGGUGCUCACCAAUGAGGAUGGCUCAGCGUUGUUGGUGCGAGGCGAAGAUGGCACCGUCUACCAGGUGGCCGGCAAGAAUGCCGAAGGUCAGACAAUCCUGGUGACCCAGGGUCCCGAUGGUGAGCAGCAAUUCGCCUAUGUGGCCGCUGCGGAGGGUGAGGAUCAGGAUGUGCUCACGCUGGACAAUGCUGUGGCCGAGGCAGUGGCAGCAGUGGGUCAGCAAGGCGAAGCCACUGCCGACGGUGAGCACAUAUUGGUCAGCAUGACUGAAGAAGAGUUGGCGCAACAUCAAGCGGCUGUGCUGCAACAACAGCAACAGGAGGCGACAACAGCGGGCAGCACUCCGCAUACGGCGCAAAUUCACAUCACAACGUCAGACAGCGACGGGACUGAGGCCCAAAUACCCGCCGAAGUGGUCCAAGCGGACUUACCAUCGCCGGGUGGCACGCGUCGCGUUGUUUUGUUGCUGCAGGAUGGCACAUUUAUGAUGACUGAAAUGCAGGAGGAUCAGUUCAAGACGCUAAAUAUCCCGACGUAAAUAAAGAAACAAUAUAAAUAUAUGGUAACAACUCCUAGGCAUAUGUAUAUGUAACUUGUAAGGCAUUAUAAUAACUAGAAUGAAAGCACGGGCCGCCAAAAAUUAUGGAAGCCUUCUUAGACUUGAAGCGCAUUAGGCAUUAACCAACCUCCUUCAUCAUCAUCUUCCUCAUCCCGUAGCAGCAGCUCCCAUUAUGCCAAUAUCAUAUCGCACUUCAAAAUGCUCGUAAAGAUUCAUUCUUUUUUAAAUAUAUAUCAAAUCAAUAUUUAUUUCUCCACUCGAUGCAAUUGCUGUUUCUUCAACGCAAUGAAAUGUUAUUCCAAAAAAAUAAAGAAAAAAUAAA
Drosophila sulfurigaster albostrigata is the source of this 3410-nucleotide messenger RNA. RefSeq lists its product as uncharacterized. Bases 182 to 3067 code for a protein of 961 amino acids. The transcript is spliced from 6 exons. Lineage: Eukaryota; Metazoa; Arthropoda; Insecta; Diptera; Drosophilidae. The record is from RefSeq and is a predicted model, not a curated record.